Guyanagaster necrorhizus is the source of this 1266-nucleotide messenger RNA. RefSeq lists its product as uncharacterized. Lineage: Eukaryota; Fungi; Basidiomycota; Agaricomycetes; Agaricales; Physalacriaceae. The transcript is spliced from 8 exons. The record is from RefSeq and is a predicted model, not a curated record. Bases 1 to 1266 code for a protein of 421 amino acids.
AUGGCUGCCGCACUAGCAGGACUCUCCGCCUCAGUCACGCGUAUUCUGUAUCUCAGUGGCUUCCCCAAAGAGCUGAAGACGAAGGACAUCCAGAGCGCCUUCUCGGAUUGGGAGGGCGUCAGUGGUGGCUUCAAGAUCAAAUGGCUUGACGAUACCAGCCUAUUGAUUGUCUUCCAGGAUGCACCAACGGCUAAGCGGGCGUAUCUCCAGACGCUUGCAUUCCCACCUCGCAUCCUCACUUCAGCAAACGGGGUCAGCGCCAGUGUAAGGCCAUACGAUGGCGCAGACGCGCAGACGGUUAUCCAAAACGUCAAUUCGCGGAGCCAGCACAAUCCCAACAACGCAUCUCGUCACAAUAACCGUUCAGCUUCCAUCUCCGUGUUCCCUAACCGAGGGACCAUCUCCGCCAACACCGGUUACCGUCCGGGCACCGUGCAGAACGUCAGUGUUCCGGAGUUUCAGACACAGAAUGGACGUGAUCAGCCGUCACCUACGUUGCCCAGCCUUCCGAGUCAUCCGACCCUCAACUCGCUGAUUAGUUCAUCUUUGGGUGAGGCUGUGAAGACGGGAAAUCCUCCAUCAGAUCCAGCUAUUCUUGCGACGAGCUUGAGUCCGGAUAUGAAUGUUGCGGGAGGUCCGAGGAUUGGUAACCCUGGAAAGAGGAUGCUGGGUGCUGCGCUGGGCGUUAGACAUCCAGCUUUGGGCCCGAGGGUUGUGAACGGAGGUGGCGCGGCCAAUGGUAGUACGAAAGGCGGGGUGGACAACGUUAUGCGCGAUGUCAACAGGGCUAUGGGAGGAUUGGUAGUGGCUGACUCUCAGUGGUAUUUUCAAAACAAUUUCCGCAUUUCCGCACGACAGGAGACAGGAACAGCAGGUAUCGCAGAGGUGGAUGAAUUUGGUUUGGGACAAGGACGUGUGAUGGACAAGUGUUUUGAGCUGGGACAGCAACUUGUGAACGGCAUCGGAUUCUGGUGGAAUGGUUCUUCAACUAUAAUUAUGGAUUACGUCAAAAGAUGGUAUCGUUUCUUCCGCGAAUCCGCGCUUUCCAAUAGCAAUAGCAACAGCAAUAGCAUUCAUCGGUUUUCGCCAGGCGUCUCUUGUGCUGUGAGAAUCGGUAAUGUUCCCGGAAUUCAUCAGCGGUUCCCAUUUAAACUUUCUCCCAGCGUACAGCGCACAACGUGGUUGCCUGAUUUCCCAUUGUUCAGCCUUCAACAUUCAACCCUGAUCAGCGCCACUCCCAAGAAGACGCGGAACGUUUUCGAAUGA